Cladocopium goreaui is the source of this 606-nucleotide messenger RNA. NCBI's taxonomy places the organism in Eukaryota, Dinophyceae, Suessiales, Symbiodiniaceae. The record is from the annotation of a GenBank genome assembly.
GGAGUGAUUCCGGAGACAGCUCCGUUCAUGGUGUGGCGGGACAAGGUGAUGAUGGAUUGGGACGAGGAGAUGAGGGAAUUUCUCACUGACCUGGACGACACUGCCGAGGGUGGCAUUGUGAACUCCUCGAGCUGGUUGUCGCCGCAACCGGGUGGACAGCAUCUGCGCCCCGCUGGGAAUGGCCGGGUCCUGAUGCUUUGGGAGCACCUGCAUCGACAUAUCGCCGUUCCGCAGGAUCCUGACAUGCCCAUUGGGAACUUCUUGGAGAUGUAUCCUGAGCUAUGCCUCCGAGGGCUUAAAGAGAUGGUGCCCGGACUGGAGUGCUACAUAGAGGAGCUCACAAAAGAUACGACAAUUGAUGGAGGCUACUACAGCACCACGCCUGAUGCGCGGCCAUUGGUUGGGCCUUAUGGUGCCAAAAACGCCUAUGUUUGUGGAGGGAUGGGUACCUAUGGGCUGAUGGGCUCACCGGCAGCAGGAGAGUUGUUGGCAAGGCAUGUUUUGUCAGAGCCAUUGCCCAGCUAUGGGGAUGCCUGCACCUGGCCUCGCAAGACGAGCGCGCGAGCCGAUGAGGUGGUGGAUUUGUUGGAUGAAUCUGCAAAGUGA